Molecule: messenger RNA, 1028 nt
Organism: Egretta garzetta (little egret)
Lineage: Eukaryota; Metazoa; Chordata; Aves; Pelecaniformes; Ardeidae
Gene: DMTN
Product: dematin actin binding protein
Exons: 10
Coding region: 87-1028 (313 amino acids)
Biological process (GO): actin filament bundle assembly; lamellipodium assembly
Cellular component (GO): actin cytoskeleton; plasma membrane
Molecular function (GO): actin filament binding
Source: RefSeq, a predicted model, not a curated record
CGUGCCCACCCUGGCAGUGCCCCCAAACCCCUGCCCUCCCCAUGCAGGACCCUGGGACUGACACAGCCCCUCCAGCCCACAGCUGAAUGGAAAGACUGCAGAAGCAACCACUGACCUCCCCUGGGAGCGUCUGUUCCUCCCGCGGGUCCAGCGUCCCUGGAUCGCCCUCCAGUAUCGUGGCCAAAAUGGACAACGAGGUUCUGGGCUACAAGGACCUGGCUGCCAUCCCCAAGGACAAAGCGAUCCUGGACAUCGAGCGCCCCGACUUGAUGAUCUAUGAACCCCAUUUCACCUACUCGCUGAUGGAGCACGUGGAGCUGCCCCGGAGCCGAGAGCGCUCCCUGUCUCCCAAAUCCAUCUCUCCUCCUCCAUCUCCGGAGGUCAUCCGGGAGUGGCUGGAGAACCGGACCCCCGGCAGCGCCCAGCAGCCCCCCUCUCGCCAGGGCAGCAGCUCGGGCCGCAGCAGCGUGCAGCACUUCCACCGACCCGAGACUGACACAACGGAGCUCAACAUAUACAAGAAGCCUCCGAUUUACAGGCAGAAAGAGCACCAUUCCGGCACCCACCACGGGAAGCAUCCCAUAGAGGAUUUGAUCAUCGAAUCCUCCAAGUUCCCGGCGGCGCAGCCCCCAGACCCCAACCAGCCCGCCAAGAUCGAGACCGACUACUGGCCGUGCCCCCCAUCCCUGGCCGUCGUGGAGACGGAGUGGAGGAGGCGGAUGGCCUCCAAAAGAGGGGAGGAGGAGGAGGAGGACCUGACGGAGGAGAUGAAGAACCUGCGGGAGCUCCAGAGGCAGGAGCUGAGCAAGGUCACCUCCAACCUUGGGAAGCUGAUCCUGAAGGAGGAGAUGGAGAAAUCUCUCCCCAUCCGGAGAAAAACCCGCUCGCUGCCGGACCGGACACCCUUCCACACAUGUACGUGGGAUGCUCUUCCCGCAUCCCAUCCCAUCCCUUCCCCAGGUGGUUUUGGGCAGGACCCCUCUGCCCCUGCACCCCCACGCUCCCCGGUUUCUUUUUCCAGCCGCUAG